AGUUUCUUUAUAUGAAGCGAAUUAUGAUGAAUUCACUGACGACUAAACAUUUGAAUUGUUUAGGAUUAGACAUUACUAAAUCUUUAUCAUUUAAUAAAGUUAAAGCAAUGAAAGCCAUGAUGAAUAAAAAAUUAAAUGUUAUGACGCACUUAUUAGUCAAUUUCCUGAAUGCAACAAAUCAUACCGAUAAAAAUAAAAUGAUUCAGGUAAACAAAUUUGCACGAAUUAUCAAUACAUUUGCAAAUAAGCUUAAUAAUACAAUGUGUUCCGAAAACAUCUUUCUUGAUACACGCAGAGCUAAUGAUUUGUUUGACAUAAAACUUAAAAAGGAAUUUAAAGAAACUAUUGGAUCGCUCGAUGGUAAUAAUUGUAACUGUAAACGUGAAUUUUGUUUUAAUUGUACACACUCCUGUGAACGUCUAUGCCGACAAAAACAUAGUCUUACUAAAUGGAAUUGUGUAUCUACAAACUCUAGAGCUACUGUCUCAUUAAAUUCAUUAUGUGACGGGAAAUUAGACUGCUUUGAUGAAAGCGAUGAAAAGGGAUGCACAGGUAAAGUAUCCAUAAAAAAAUAAAUGAUACCUUCAUAACAACAUUAAAUUAAUGUAUUUUGACUAAUAAUCAUUUAAUUAAAGGUCAGGGCUACGCACAAUUGGAAGCAAAUGAAAUCUUCAGUAAUGUUCUAAGGAUGCUGGAGUUAAGAGCAUCCCAACUAAGUCAUCCAAUUAAAAAAAUGAUUCUCUACACAAGAAAUUCAAUACAGAAACUGCAACAUAUUAUCAUGAAAUCUAAACCGAAUCUAGAAACUGUAAAGAGGCUAAGAAAUAAGUGCUAUUCAAUGUUGAGAACAAUAUAUUCACACAUAGUAAAGAAAACCAAUAUCGGUGCUGAGUCAGAAGAAGCUUAUUUAUUUUUGCAGUCAAUUAACCAAAACUUAGGGACAGCUUUGAAAAGGUCCCAUACAGGUAACAAGAAAAUAAUUGGGGAACGAUGUAAUUGUAGAAACGGUAAAUGUUCUGUAGCAUUUUGUUCAAAAAUAUGUGCCAAAGCAUGUGCAGUUGAACCUAAACUAACGAGAUAUUACUGUCUAAAUAACGAUUCCGUAGUAGCAGACAAAAUUUGCGAUGGUGUACAGGAUUGUAGCAAUGGGGACGAUGAAACGAAUUGUAAAAAAGAUGAAGUAUGUCGUCACCACCACCUGGUGGUUCUAAGGCGCAAUCUGGAAAGAAUUGGAGAGAAUAUAAAAGGAACAGCUUUAGGAGAGCUAAUGUCGUCUUGGAAAGUUAAAGUAACUUGUAGUCCAUAUUUAAGAUGA
Bicyclus anynana (squinting bush brown) is the source of this 1315-nucleotide messenger RNA. RefSeq lists its product as uncharacterized. NCBI's taxonomy places the organism in Eukaryota, Metazoa, Arthropoda, Insecta, Lepidoptera, Nymphalidae. The coding region runs from base 689 to 1315 and encodes 208 amino acids. The transcript has 2 exons. The record is from RefSeq and is a predicted model, not a curated record. Gene Ontology annotation, molecular function: protein binding.